Messenger RNA from Setaria italica (foxtail millet), 1868 nucleotides. Its product is annotated as 7-deoxyloganetin glucosyltransferase. The transcript is spliced from 2 exons. Gene Ontology annotation, molecular function: UDP-glycosyltransferase activity. Bases 128 to 1615 code for a protein of 495 amino acids. NCBI's taxonomy places the organism in Eukaryota, Viridiplantae, Streptophyta, Magnoliopsida, Poales, Poaceae. The record is from RefSeq and is a predicted model, not a curated record.
AUUUCAGUCCCAGCACUGAUGUACACGUAGCAGCACUUGUAUAGUUGUAUUACGCCGCAGCAGGCGCUUGGUUCCAGGCAGAACCAAGUCCAUUGCCACCGCCGUCGAUCUGACCUCACCCUCGGCCAUGUCGGCUACUGCUCCACCUGACGCCGCCUCAGUGGAGAAGCGGAAGCCAGCCGCCCACGCGGUGUUCUUCCCGUUCCCGGCGCAGGGCCACGUCAAGGCGGCGCUGCACCUGGCCAUGCUCGUCCAUGCCCGGGGCGGCGUCCGCGUCACCUUCGUCCACUCCGACCGCAACCGCCGCCGCCUCCUCCGCUCGCAGGGCCCCGACGCGCUCGCCGGCGCCCCGGGGUUCUCUUUCGCCUCCGUCCCGGACAGCCUGCCGCCGCCGUCUGGCGAAGGCGGCGACACUCCGCAGUACAUGGCCGCCCUGCUUUCAUCCCUCGAGACCUCUGCCGGUUCGCACCUCAAGAAACUGCUCGACGACGCGGCUGCCGCCGGCGCACCGGCCACCUGCGUCGUCUCCGACGUCGACUCCGUCCUGCGCGCCGCCGGGGAGGUCGGCGUCCCGGCCGUCGCCUUCUGGACGGCGAGCGCCAGCGCGCUCAUGGCAUUCCAGCAGUGCCAGCAGCUCAUCGACAAGGGCUUCGUUCCGCUCAAAGAUGCAGCGCAGCUGAGCAAUGGUUAUCUUGACAGCACGGUCAUCGACUGGGUGCCUGGGAUGCCGGCGGACAUGCGCCUGCGCGACUUCCCAAGCUUCUUCCGCACGACGGACCCCGACGACGCCAUGCUCCGCCGCGUCCUCGGCGUCGUGGACUGCGUCCGGACCGCCGCCUCCGCCAUGGUGCUCAACACGUUCGACGAACUCGAGGGCGAGGUCGUCGAAGCCAUGUCCGCCUUCCUCCCGCCCAUCUACGCCGUUGGGCCGGUCCCCUUGCUCGCUCAACAAGUCGUCGUUGCAGGCGGCGGGGCCCCGCCGCCGGCCGCCAGCCUCACCAAGGAGGACGACGGGUGCCUGGCAUGGCUAGGAACCAAGCGGCCCCGCUCCGUGGUGUACGCCAACUUCGGGAGCAUAGCCGUGCUAACAACCCAGCAGAUAGAGGAGUUCGCGUGGGGUUUGGCCAACAGCGGCUACGACUUCUUGAUGGUAAUCAGAGAUGACCAAGCAAACGGCGCCUUCGGCGGCGGCAUCACGCCGGAGUUCGUUGAGGAGACGAAGGGGAGGUGCUACGUCACGAGAUGGUGCCCGCAGGCGGCGGUGCUCCAGCACGAGGCCGUCGGCGCGUUCCUGACGCACUGCGGGUGGAACUCGAUGCUGGAGAGCAUAUGUUCCGGUGUGCCCAUGCUGUGCUGGCCCUUUGGCGCGGAUCAGCAGACCAACUGCCGGUUCGCCUGCACGGAGUGGCGCGUCGGCGUCGAGGUCGGCGGCGAUGUCAAGAGAGCGGAGGUGGAGGCGUUGGUAAGGGAUGUGAUGGGAGGAGGGGAGAAAGGGAUGGAGCUGAGGCGGAGAGCUGCCGAAUGGAAGGAGAGGGCAGCUGCGGCUUCGGAGCCAGGUGGCUCCUCUUGGGUCAACCUUGACAGGUUGGUCAAUGAGGUUUUCCAUCCUUUAUAAGAAAGAGCUUUAGUAGUAGCUAAUUAGGUUUCAUGUACUGUAAUAAGUUCUCAUCAUCUCGUCCCACCACCCUGGCUCCUCAAGUAUCUGAAUCUUUUUCUUCACCAAAUUUCUUCAUCACAUGUGUGCUAUGAAGUGAAGGAUAUGAUAGGUAUUUCGGAUGGUUCAGAGAGCUGAGCAUCUGAAUUAUUCUCGUUCAUGCUCCAUCCGUUUUAAAUUGCAAGUCAUUUUAGCUUUUUUUAAUCCAUAAAUA